AUGGCCACUUUCUCUUCGACACCCAUCGUAAUUGAUGGCAAGGGUCACCUCCUUGGUCGACUGGCCUCGAUCAUCUCCAAGCAGAUCCUCAAUGGCCAGAAAAUUGUUGUGGUUAGGUGUGAAGAGAUCAACAUCUCUGGCAGCUUUUUCCGCAACAAGCUCCGAUACCACAAUUUCCUCCACAAACGCCACAUUGUCAACCCCAAAAAAUCCGGCCCCUUCCACCACCGCGCGCCCUCCAAGAUUCUCUACCGGGCCAUCCGAGGAAUGACUCCCCACAAGAGCGCCCGGGGUGCUGCUGCCCUGGAGCGCCUGAAGCUCUAUGAGGGCGUUCCUCCUCCAUAUGACCGCAAGAAACGGAUGGUUGUCCCGGAGGCUUUGAGGGUGUUGAGGUUGAAGCCUGGUCGCAAGUACUGCACGGUCAAGCGGCUGUCUCAUGAAGUCGGCUGGGGUUACAAGGACGUCGUAGACCGUUUGGAGGAGAAGAGGAAAAUCAAGGCCCAGGCAUUCCAUGAACGCAAGCUUGCUGCUAUCAAGCUUCGCCAAAAGGCCACUCUUGACAAGUCGUCGUCUUUCGAGAAACUUACUCAGCUCGGCUACUAGCUGCUAUACUACUUUCAUGAUAUGUGAAUGUCCAUACUAUGUUACUGCAGUGCUGCGUAUACAUCGUUU
Guyanagaster necrorhizus is the source of this 672-nucleotide messenger RNA. RefSeq names its product 60S ribosomal protein L13a. The coding region runs from base 1 to 603 and encodes 200 amino acids. Gene Ontology annotation, molecular function: mRNA binding; structural constituent of ribosome. The record is from RefSeq and is a predicted model, not a curated record. Gene Ontology annotation, cellular component: cytosolic large ribosomal subunit; ribosome. NCBI's taxonomy places the organism in Eukaryota, Fungi, Basidiomycota, Agaricomycetes, Agaricales, Physalacriaceae. The transcript has 4 exons. Gene Ontology annotation, biological process: negative regulation of translation; translation.